Solea senegalensis (Senegalese sole) is the source of this 3168-nucleotide messenger RNA. It is a transcript of the gene cpt2, whose product is annotated as carnitine palmitoyltransferase 2. Gene Ontology annotation, cellular component: mitochondrion. The coding region runs from base 327 to 2351 and encodes 674 amino acids. Lineage: Eukaryota; Metazoa; Chordata; Actinopteri; Pleuronectiformes; Soleidae. Gene Ontology annotation, biological process: fatty acid beta-oxidation. The transcript has 5 exons. The record is from RefSeq and is a predicted model, not a curated record. Gene Ontology annotation, molecular function: carnitine O-palmitoyltransferase activity.
AAGAAGAAGACGUCAUCAAGGUCACGUGACGGCCCUAGCUGCCGGGUUGAACUUCCUGUUGAGCUAUUUUUUCAAAUCAUAAAUAAAUUCGCUUCUUCUUUUUUCACGUGGUUGGUUUUGCGGUUUAUCGUGUGAAACGACCGAUUAAUCGUUGGUUUGGCAGCUGUGUUUGAAACUGCUUUUGGAAAAACAAAGCAGUUUAUCAGCAGCGAAACCAACAUCUCAGCUAAUGUUAGCAGCGGUGUCGUUUCGCUCUGUUUGUUCUUCUGUUUGUUUUUCAAGUUAAAGUUCAUCGUAUUUAACUUCCGGUGUGUGUUGUAUAGAAAAUGGCGACUAUGCUAUCAGCUCAGCUCGUUUCUUUUUCUUGUUUUUCUGCUUCCUCUUCUUCUCUGAGGAGAUGUGGAUCAGUGGUGCGUUCAAGAACCGCAGCUCUGAGCGGCGUCCGGCACAGAAACUACAGCAGCAAAGACGAGUGUUUACACCGGAGUUUGGUCCCAACAAUGCACUAUCAGAAGAGUUUACCCAGGCUACCUGUACCAAAACUGGAGGAUACAAUGAGGAGAUAUUUAGCUGCACAGCGGCCUCUGCUGGACGAUGACCAGUACAGAACCACAGAGAAGCUGGCUCAGGAUUUCCAGAGUGGAGUUGGAAAACAGCUGCAUGAAGAACUGGUGAUUCAAGAUAAAAACAACAAGCACACAAGCUACAUCUCAGGUCCGUGGUUCGACAUGUACCUCUCUGCACGAGACUCCGUGGUGCUGAACUUUAACCCCUUCAUGUCCUUCAACCUCGACCCGAAGCCCGAGUACAACGAGCAGCUGGUGCGGGCGACGAACAUGGUGUGUUCGGCCGUGCGCUUCAUGAAGACGCUCCGCGCCGGACUCCUGGAGCCCGAGGUUUUCCACCUGAACCCGGCUAAGAGCGACACGGACGGCUUCAAGAGGUUCAUCCGCUGGGUUCCGUCGGCUCUGUCGUGGUACGGCGCCUACAUGGUGAACGCGUACCCACUCGACAUGUCGCAGUACUUCCGCCUCUUCAACUCGACGCGCGUUCCGAAGCGCGGGCGAGACGAGCUCUUCACCGAUCAGGGAGCCAGACACCUGUUAGUCAUGAGGAACAGGAACAUGUACGUGUUUGACAUCGUGGACCGUGACGGGAAUUUAGUGAGGCCUGCAGAGAUCCAGUCGCACUUGAAGUACAUUUUGUCUGACCCGACGCCAGCACCUGCCUUUCCUCUGGGGGCGCUGACGAGUGAGAACAGGGACGUGUGGGCGGGGCUCAGGGAAAAGCUCUCCGCUGCGGGAAACGCAGAAAGCUUGCACCUCGUGGACAGCGCGGUUUUCUGCCUCUGCCUGGACGACGAGAACAUGCGUGACCACAUUCACAUCUCGCACAACAUGCUCCACGGCGACGGCUGCAACCGCUGGUACGACAAGUCCUUCAGCGUCAUCGUCGCCAAAGACGGACAGGCGGCCAUUAACUUCGAGCACUCGUGGGGCGACGGCGUGGCCGUGCUCCGCUUUCAGAACGAGAUCUUCAAAGACACCACGGAGCAGCCACUGGUCCACCCGGGGUCCGUCGCCGCCACCGCGGUGGACUCGGCCUCCGCCGUGCACAGGCUGACCUUCAGUCUGGACGGCGAGCUGGAGGACGGCAUCAAAAAAGCGAAGGAGAACUUUGACGCGGCGGUGUCGAAGCUCACCAUCGACGCCAUGGAGUUCAAGAAGGGCGGGAAGGAGCGGCUGAAGAAGAACAAGCUGAGUCCUGACGCCGUCGCUCAGCUGGCGUUUCAGAUGGCUUUCCUGAGGCAGUACGGACAAACGGUGGCCACGUACGAGUCGUGCAGCACCGCCGCGUUCAAGCACGGCCGCACGGAGACCAUCCGCCCGGCUUCGUUAUACACCAAGCGGUGUUCGCACGCCUUCGUUCGCGAGGCAGGUGAACACAGUGUGCAGCAGCUCCAGGCCAUGCUUGGCGACUGCUCCAAAUAUCACGGGCAGCUCACGAGGGAGGCAGCGAUGGGUCAAGGGUUUGACCGUCACCUCUUUGCUCUGCGGUACCUGGCCAACUCACAGGGCCGAACCCUGCACAGCCUUUACUCUGACCCCGCCUACGCCGCCAUCAACCACAACAUCCUGUCCACCAGCACCCUCACCAGUCCCGCUGUCAGCCUCGGCGGCUUCGCACCAGUGGUGCCCGACGGGUUCGGUGUGGGAUACGGCGUCCACGACGACUGGAUCGGCUGUAAUGUGUCCAGCUACCCGUCUCGCAACGUCCACGAGUUCCUGCAGUGUGUCCACAAGUCUUUAGAAGACAUUUUCACCGUCCUGGAGGGGAAACCACUCAGUUAGGAAGGUUAAAGGGAUAGCUUGGGUUUUUUUGAAGUGCUGGAGAAAACAAAUUUUAGUCACUUGAGUUGUUGAAUAAAAUCAACGUGUACAAUAAAUUUAGAAUCUGUUCACAUCUUUAUUUCGCUGUUAGACAGACUUUUUUAACUGGAAACUGACGUUUGUAAACCACUCACUCUUCCAAACCAAAGUCCACAUAGAAAAUCAGUGAUUUUAGCUCAUCGGGACACAGGAGCUGCUGGUCCUCUGCUGCCUCGUGUGGUCACUUUGUAUCACUGAGUUAAAUCUAAAUGAAAUAUAAGAGCUUAGUGAUGUUAAAAUCACUGAUUUUCUCUGUGGGAACGUGAGCGUUUCAUGUGGCAACAAACUUCAGUUUUACAGCACAGGUCCUUUCUAAGUGUCUUGACCACACUUCACAAACACUUGAACUACUCGUCGUCUUCAACUUCUAAUUAGUCGAUGAACAUUUUUGACUUAAUGUGAGUAAAAAUUGCAAAAUCAAAGAAAACCUGAGCACUGGGGUUUGAACUUAUUUAGUGAUUAAUGGUGAGAUGUUUUAUCAAUUAUAAGCAGUUUAGAUACUAAUGUGAACAAAUCUGUCACAUCAUGACAUUUAUCUGAACAUGUUUUGUUGCACUUUUGUUUUACUCCACAGGUUGAUGUUUAAAAGCAUGUGAAACCUAACAUUUUUGUGUCACUUCUGAUGCUGAGCCUUAUCAGUGACUGUAUGUGAAUUAAAAACAGAACAUUAACCCACGUCACUGUAAAAUUAUUGCAUUUAAGCUGCUGAAUGAAUAAAUGAAUGAUGGAAUAAAAAAAA